Messenger RNA from Ornithodoros turicata, 2672 nucleotides. RefSeq lists its product as uncharacterized. Lineage: Eukaryota; Metazoa; Arthropoda; Arachnida; Ixodida; Argasidae. The record is from RefSeq and is a predicted model, not a curated record. The transcript is spliced from 3 exons. Gene Ontology annotation, molecular function: nucleic acid binding; zinc ion binding. Bases 94 to 2667 code for a protein of 857 amino acids. Gene Ontology annotation, biological process: DNA integration.
UUGUGCCAGCAAUAAAGCGUUUGCUGCAAGUACGGCCUGGUCUUUUACCCUGCGGCAUGACAUAUUUUGGCGACGAGCUCAGAAGAACCACGCAUGGAAGCUAAAACGGAUACACGCCCGAGCACAGCAGCAGCAAUGGCACGAAAUAUGCAAGUAGGUCAAUUGGAACCCUUUGAUGAAUCAACAAGUGAUUGGCCAGCAUACGAGGAACGUUUGCUAGCGUACAUACAGGUCAACCACAUUGAAGACGCUGAUAAAGUUUACGCGCUCUUUAGUAUCGUCGGUGCUAAGACGUAUGGGCUGCUGAAGUCCCUGUGUAGUCCAGACAAGCCAACGUCGAAGACCUUUGAUGCAGUGCUUAAAUUACUAAGGGCACAUUUUACUCCCGAACCUUCAGUCAUCGGCGAACGAGCAAAAUUUCACCGGAGGACUCAACGAGACAAUGAAAGCAUCACGGAAUUCGUUGCGUCACUACGCAAAUUGGCAGAAACGUGUGACUUUGGAUUGUUCUUGGACGAGUCCCUACGUGAUAGAUUCGUGUGCGGCCUUCAACGAGUUGAAAUACAACGUGUACUCUUCACUGAAGAUAAAAAGCUUUCUUUUCAAAAAGCCGUCGACAAGGCCUUGGCACUGGAAAACGCCUCCAAGAAUGCCACGGCGACCCAUGCAAAGUACGAAAGUCCUGGUGACCUGUUCAAGAUACAGGCGGAAAAAACACGUAGCGGCUUAUCUGCGGAAUGUUCUAGGUGCGCCUCAGCAAAGCAUGCCUCGUUAUCGUGUCCUUUCAUCAAUGCCACUUGCUAUCAGUGCAACAAGAAAGGCCACAUUCGCAGAGCUUGCAAGUCCAGGGCGCGGAAGAGAUAUCAGGGCGGAAAACCUAUUCCAAAAAGGUAUGACGCAGUUCGGACACUAUCUAUUCCAAUAAAAGGAAUUCAAGAUGGAAAAAGCGAUCCCAUUGGUGUAACAAUGACUGUUAACGGGAUUCCACUCACCAUGGAGUUAGACACUGGAGCAGCCGUCUCCGUUAUUUCUGCUCAUGAUUUCAAAGCCACAUUUGGAUAUGGCCAGUUUCAGAAAACAGAUUUGAAGCUAAGGACCUAUACAGGUGAAGAAGUUGCGCCGCUAGGAGUGGUACAAGUACAAGUGCAGUACAACAACCAAGCUGCGUCGUUGCCCUUGUACGUCGUUCACCAGCCUGGACCACCACUUUUGGGCCGUCAGUGGUUACGCUGCAUACGUCUGGACUGGCCAUCGCUGUGCAACUUCUGUCGUGUCAGUGUGCCCCAGGAUACCGCGAAAGAUGUCAAAAGGAAGUUGAACCUCCUGCUAGACAAGUACGGUGCCAUUUUCAAGGAUGAGCUGGGGACGGUGAAAGCCCCAGGGAUAUUCCAGCGUAUAAUGGAGAACGUCCUGAAAGGAUCACCGAAGGUGUGCUGUUACUUGGACGACCUACUGAUUACGGGGUCGACACCGGAAGAACACCUGGCCAACUUGGAUGCAGUCUUGAAGAGGCUGUUGUGCAAUAAGGCGACUUGGCUCUGGUCACCGGAGUGCGAACAUUCCUUCAACAAGAUCAAGGAAGUCAUCACGACAGCUCCAGUUUUGGCCCACUACAGCUCCUACUUACCGCUGCAACUGGCCGGCGAUGCGUCUCCGUAUGGGGUAGGUGCUGUGCUUAGUCAUAAGUUUCCUGAUGGUACUACCCGGCCCAUCGCAUACGCGUCCCGAACAUUAACCAAGGCUGAGCAGGGUUACUCGCAGCUGGAGCGCGAAGCACUUGCUCUCGUGUUUGGAGUUGGUAAAUUCCAUUACUACCUCUAUAGAAGGUCAUUUACAUUGAUAACUGAUCACAAACCUCUGCAAACAAUAUUCGGGCCUAAGACGGGGAUUCCUACGGUUGCCGCUGCCCGUCUGCAACGUUGGGCGGUCACUUUAGCCGCUUAUAGAUACACUCUGCUCUACAAAGAAGCCAGUAAAAAUGUAGAAGCAGACUGUCUCUCUAGGAUGCCCUUGACGUAUGAAUGCAACGAGACUGCAGAUGUUGAGAUGUUUUACACGUUACGGCUUGAUACAAUGCCGUUGAGAAGCUCAGAUAUUGCAAGAGAGACUGGACUUGAUCCUACAUUGUGUCGUGUGCGAGAGAUGGUCAUGAGAGGUUGGCCUUCAUCACUGAAGGACCCUGAACUGAAGCCAUACUUUGACAGAAAGUUGGAAUUCACAGUCCACCAAGGUUGCUUAUUGUACGGAAUGCGCGUCGUUGUACCAGGAAAAUUUCAAAAAACGGUGCUGUCUGAGUUGCACGAUGGACACCCUGGCAUAGUCCGCACCAAAGUGUUUGCUAGAAGUUACGUGUGGUGGCCGUCACUCGAAAGGGACAUUGAAGAAUGUGUAAAAACAUGCUUGGAUUGUCAACAGGUACAGCCUGCGCCGCCGAAGUCGCCCUUGCACCCGUGGUCGUGGCCUACAGCUCCAUGGCAUAGACUACAUGCGGAUUUUGCGGGCCCCUUCAAGGGUCACAUGUUUUUAAUAGUCAUGGACGCCCAUUCAAAAUGGCCGGAGGUCUUCAUCAUGGGAAAAACGACGACAAAACACACCAUAGAAAAGUUACACGAACUUUUCUCCAGGUUUGGAAUUCCAGAAAGUUUUGUGACAGACAACGGACCAUAAUUUGU